Gossypium raimondii (Peruvian cotton) is the source of this 1730-nucleotide messenger RNA. Its product is annotated as auxin-responsive protein IAA26. Lineage: Eukaryota; Viridiplantae; Streptophyta; Magnoliopsida; Malvales; Malvaceae. The transcript has 6 exons. The record is from RefSeq and is a predicted model, not a curated record. Bases 503 to 1528 code for a protein of 341 amino acids. Gene Ontology annotation, molecular function: protein binding. Gene Ontology annotation, cellular component: nucleus. Gene Ontology annotation, biological process: regulation of DNA-templated transcription.
AAGAACCCACAAAAGCGUGCCCAAAAAAAGGGGGAAAAAACUCUUUUCAUAUCUCUCUCUAUAACCUUUGUAGUUUUGAGUUGUCAAUAAAAACACUUCGUUCUUUUGGGUGGUUUCCUUUCACUUGGUGGGAUUUCUCUAUUUCAAAGGUGGCUUUUCUUAACAUAUUAUAUAUAUUAUAUUUAUAAUAUGAUAUGGCGUUUUUGGUCUGAUUUUCCUCGUUUAAAGGUGUCGGUUUGUAAAGAUUUUAAUGGUUGAGAGGCUCUAUAAGCUGGACAGUUCUUGCUUUGUCAGCUAAUAUCUUCACAAGUUUAGAGUUGUAUCACUUGUUCCUUCUUUGCUCAUAGUAAAGAUUUGUUGGUUUCAUGAUGUGGGUCUUCAUUAUUUUGAGCUCUGGUUGAGUGACUCCUUUAAGAUUAUUGCUAAUUGUUGGUCUUCAAAGUAGUUGAAGAAAGGUGAUAAUAUUGGUGUGUUUGGAGAUCAUAUCUGGUGUGUGAAGGAGAUGGAGAGUGGUUGCUCUAAGAAUGUUGAAUCAUGUCCUAAACUUCUUGAUUUAAUACCUCAAGAAAGAGAGUGGCAUUUGAAGAGAGAAGAGGAGAGAAGGGAUGGAUCCUCAGAGGAGAAGAAGCUGGAACUGAGGCUUGGUCCUCCAGGUGAGAACAACUGGUCCAACAAAAACAAUACUGAGAGAGAUGAGUCUUUACUCUCACUAGGGUACUUCUCUUCCAUGAAGAGCAAUGGAAAACAGACACACAAGUUUCCAUGUCCGGAGGACCACUCUGUUGGGUCAGUUUUGUCCACUCCAUGGGCCAAAAGCCACCAUCAGCAGCAGACAAUGCCUCCAUUUCUCCAGUUCCCAUCAACAACAGCCCCACCACAGACCUUGCCUGUUAUAGCUAAGGAAUCGUCACAGCCCUGUUGCAAUAAAGCUGUAGACUUGCAGGAAGCUGAGAGAAAGGCAUUUAAACCUCCUGCAAAUACAGCUGUGCAUCUCAAUGGUUCUCAGAAAAGAACUGCUCCUGGUCCAGUUGUUGGUUGGCCUCCAAUUCGUUCUAUAAGGAAAAAUCUUGCCAACAGCAGUUCUUCAAAACUAGCUUCUGAAUCACCAACUCACAAGGCUGCUAAUGAAAAACCAGCAGCUGAACCCAAUGGCAAAGGCCUGUUUGUGAAAAUCAACAUGGAUGGAGUUCCCAUCGGUAGGAAAGUGGAUCUCAAAGCCUAUGAUAGCUACGAAAAAUUGUCAACUGCUGUCGAUGAACUCUUCAGAGGCCUCCUUGCAGCUCAAAGAGAUUCCUCUGCUGGUGGAAUAGUGAACAAGCAAGAGGAAGAGAAAGCGAUUACGGGCGUAUUGGACGGAAGUGGGGAAUAUACACUUGUUUAUGAGGAUAACGAAGGAGACAGUAUGCUUGUUGGGGAUGUCCCAUGGCACAUGUUUGUGUCGACUGUGAAGAGGCUGCGUGCGUUGAAGAGCUCCGAGUUAUCUGCCCUUAGCCUUGGAAGCAAUAAGCAAGGAAAGCUACAGGCUUGAAGCUCUUUAAAGAUCCUGAUCAUAGUUCAAAGAAAGAGACUUUGAAUUAUGUUUCGCGUUUUCACAAUUUUCUCCCCUAUUUUGGAAUGCAACUUAUUGCACUCAACAGUAUAAAUAUAUAUAGUUAAGUGGUUUUAUAUGUAAGUUUUGAUGUCUUUCCCUUAAAUGCUUAAUAGCAACUAUCUCGAGUUUGUUAUGUAAA